GUUCCGCGGACACCCGCCGUGCGCGUUCGCGCUUGGGUGUAACUGGGGCGCCGUCUCCCAUCGCCGCGCGCGCCUCGAGAACCAGAGCCUCGAGUGAGGACCACACUGGGCAAUUGGGGGCGGCUUUAGUUCUCCCUCAGCAUUUUCCGUCCGCGACCAUGCAAGAGGCCCUGCUGCUGUUGCCUUCCUUUAGUGUCUCAAACGGAACCUUCCCGACCCUCCCCGAAGCGUCCAGCCUCCCCCUCCAGCACAACGGUGCUGGCCACCUCAGAGGCCGGUGGGAUCCGAGGUCGUGUCAUUCACCGGGCUUUCCUGGCUCAUUCGUGGACAGUAGAUUCUACGUUAUUUUUCUGGACAUUUGGAUAUCAGUUUAUUCAGCUUAAAACAUGUGACCUUGUCGCCAAAAUCAUCCAUUCUUACGUGGUCUUGAAGGACUGACAAGCCACGAUUUAGACGUCCAUAUUUCUUUAAAAUCACAAAUGAAAACACCUUUUAAAAGUCAGAAUUCCCUAGUCAGUUAUGUUGGUGACCGAUCAGCACUUGCGUUUGGUGGGAAAGUUUUGGAAGAAGCUUUAAGUAGCUUCUUGGGCCCCUGGUUUUACCGUGCAGAAGGCGCAGGCCGCUCUCGGGACUGGAUCCGGACCGGACGUGCCGCCUCCCCAUCCACCUGCCUGGCCUCACGCUGCCGGCGUGGCUCCCUGUGGCGUGAGGAGCGUUCCUUGCAGAUGAAAUGGCAGAUCACAGCGCCGCCUGCACAUCCAGCCAUUCGCCCCACCAGCCCGUCCCAUUCUCAGUCAAGAUAUGCUGGGUGUAAAGAUGACCAAUUGCCUGGCUCCGCCGGUGCGUGGGAGCAAACCCAGCUCCAGCGACGGGAGCGGAAGGCACUCCUUUUCCACCGAAGCUAGGUUUUCCCGCGGGCUCUGGAAGAGGGAUGAAGUCAGGUUUUCAAUGUUUUCCCAAGUAGACUUGCAGUGGUUUCACAGAAGUAGCCUUCCUGUUAUAAACUCUAACGAAAAGCUCUCCCCUUGGAUUGCUUUUUAUCAACUAGCCACCCUCUGGAAGAGACCUUUAGUUUUUGAAAGGUGUUUGGAGUCCGGCCUUACCUCGCGCUGCUCGUUCCCAGCUGCUUCGAUGUACCCACAGCACCUCCAGGUCCCAGCAGCCCGUCGGUCCUCCCCGGUUUCUUUUCACUCCCGCAGCCCCGCGGCGUGCAGCCUGGCUCUACCGAGGAAGACUUGCAAGAGCCCUAACGUGACCUGCAGGAAGAUCACUGCCCUGUACGUGUGGGGCAGAGCCAGGCAAGAGGUGCACAGAGGCCAGAGCUGCCGACCUGUGCAGCCCACGGGAGGAUGUCUCCUAGCCUUCAGGAGGGCGCUCGGCUUGGGGAAAGCAAACCCUCGCCCUGCUCCUUUUCAAUUGAGAGCAUUUUAGGACUGGACCAGAAGAAAGACAGUGUUCCAUCCAUGAAACCCCACCGGCCUUGGGCAGACACCUGCAGCUCCUCAGAGAAAGAUGUUAACCUAUAUCUACAUGUCCCAAGCCUUCCAAAUGGGAUUUUAUUCUCUUGUACUGGUGAUCACCCAGUGCCAGAAGAAAGAGUUAUGAAAUAUGAAAGUUACUUUUCAACCUCAGAAAGACUAUCUUUGAAAAGAGAGUUGAGUUGGUAUAGAGGCAGAAGACCAAGAACUGCUUUUACUCAAAACCAGAUUGAAGUGUUGGAAAAUGUCUUUAGAGUAAACUGCUAUCCUGGCAUUGAUAUCAGAGAAGACUUAGCUCGAAAAUUGAAUCUAGAGGAAGACAGAAUCCAGAUAUGGUUCCAAAAUCGGCGUGCCAAACUGAGGAGGUCUCACAGAGAAUCACAGUUUCUAAUGGUGAAGAAAAACUUCAACACAAAUCUCUUAGAAUAGAUAGAAAACUAAACUUGUGAAGUUAUCCUCCAAUUGCAGAACACGAAGAACCAAUGGAAAUAUCAAGUUUUUUAAAUGUGAUGUUUUCUUUUCUGCAUUUAAUCUGAACAUUGUCACUGAAAAUAUAUUGUAAAUAAUUACUAUAUCAUGGUACCUGUUAUACUUGGGCACUUUUAAAUAUAGUAAAGGCCUUUUCUAUAUAUUUUAAUAAACAUUUUCAGAAACAGCCAGCUAUUUUUUUCAGUGAGCAAAUUUAAUGUAAUAAAUUAGUUUGCUAAAAUCAGUAAACUCGUGACUAAGUGGCUCCACAAACUGUAUUCUGUACAUUUACAAAAUAAUUCAAGUAAAAUCAUCUGGAGAAUGGCACAAAGGUGUGACUUGUUUCAAUUAGUUUCCUUCAAAUGCAUUUUGAAGCGUGAUUAUGCUUUAAUAGAUGAUCAAAUAUGAUUUAUUCAUUAAUCUUAUUUUCUCUUGAUUUCUGGCAUGAAUCAGUGAAAAUUUUUCACCAUAUAGCAAUACAAAUCCUUAUAGAAUGCCAGUUUCAGUUUUUUAAAAAAGCACAGUCAUUAUACCAAAGUAGAAAUAUAAAAGUAUCAGUUGUCAUAUUCAUAUCAUUGCACAAAAGAAUUGAGCUGCAAGUAAAUGCAAAUUUUAAAAUAUUUUUCUAAUUCAUGUAAUGCUGUACUUUAAUUUCAUUCCUUAAAAUGAUAAUGAACAUGUGGCUUAUAUCUAUUUCUAGUGUAGCGAUUUCCAAUUGGCUGUAUAUUUUGUUACAGUGAUAUGUUGACUGAGAAGGUGGGAUGAGACCUGCCUUGCGUAUGUACUCUGGCAUACUUGUUGGAAAUAAUCAGGGCGCUUUCUGAGACAAAAACUCUGUAUUUUCUUUGCAUUUGCCAUUGUACCUGUCAAUUAAAGAUGCAAAUAGGAUUAAAUAGCAUCCCAAGAAAGGAGUCUUACCACUGAAAAUCUGGGUAUUUGUUUUCCACUUAAUUAAUGGAAGGCCAAAGUGGGUGUUCUUUUUGAAAUGUUAGCUUGAGUGCUCUGACUUUGUCUCCUAAAAGCCUAUUUCAACUUUGCCCCUUUGAACUGAAUUCUUCCUUGUUUCCCUUUUCUUUCUUUCCUAUUCCUCUGUCCUUUUCUGUCCCAGUGAUAACCAAAGUAGAAGGUUCUUAUUGAACUUUUUCUUUUUUUCCUAUUGCAUGAGAAAGGUUAGAGGGAGUUUGCAUAUUAUUGCUGAGGAAAAGUAGCAUGACUCAGAUUUUGAAGCUCUUAAAAAUCAUUUACCAAGAGCACAUGUGGGGUUAGAGAGCUCUGUGUCUCAACAACUGGUCAGCAGUGAGCUGCCUUAUUCUGUCCCACUGUUGUUGCGAUGGGAAGGGAGGAGGUCAGAAGGGCCCCAAGGGCAGUAACUGGGAGACCAGAGGCACUAAAGGUUCUCCAAGGAAGACUCCACUGCCAGACGGCCAUUUUUCCAGUGUAUAAAGAACUGCUUUCAUUAAUAUAAGAUAUGAAGCACUAUUUUUUUUCAAAUAUAUUUUAUUGAUUUUUUACAGAGAGGAAGGGAGAGGGAUAGAGUCAGAAACAUCAAUGAGAGAGAAACACCGA
Messenger RNA from Myotis myotis, 3512 nucleotides. It is a transcript of the gene HESX1, whose product is annotated as HESX homeobox 1. Lineage: Eukaryota; Metazoa; Chordata; Mammalia; Chiroptera; Vespertilionidae. Gene Ontology annotation, molecular function: DNA-binding transcription repressor activity, RNA polymerase II-specific; RNA polymerase II cis-regulatory region sequence-specific DNA binding. The coding region runs from base 1350 to 1907 and encodes 185 amino acids. Gene Ontology annotation, biological process: forebrain development; pituitary gland development; regulation of transcription by RNA polymerase II. Gene Ontology annotation, cellular component: nucleus. The record is from RefSeq and is a predicted model, not a curated record. The transcript has 5 exons.